Messenger RNA from Toxotes jaculatrix (banded archerfish), 2443 nucleotides. RefSeq names its product thioredoxin-related transmembrane protein 2b (gene tmx2b). Gene Ontology annotation, cellular component: membrane-bounded organelle. The coding region runs from base 111 to 1034 and encodes 307 amino acids. Gene Ontology annotation, biological process: brain development. Gene Ontology annotation, molecular function: disulfide oxidoreductase activity. The record is from RefSeq and is a predicted model, not a curated record. NCBI's taxonomy places the organism in Eukaryota, Metazoa, Chordata, Actinopteri, Toxotidae. The transcript is spliced from 8 exons.
GCACCAAGCUAGUUAUCGGUUGUCAUAAGCUAACGGUUUCAUCACCGGUAGCCUCCGUCUUUUCGGGGUUCACUUCCCGUUUUAGUGGUGGUACGGUAGUUGAUUAGAAAAUGGCUCUGCUAACGCCGUUAUUCGCUUUCCUGUAUCACCUGCCGCAGGUGUACAAAUGGCUGCUGAAGCCUUACUAUGUAGCCUCUCUCUUCAUGUCUGUAGCCUUUCUAGCUGUCCGCAAGACGCCUGGUAUCUGCGACCAUCUGGCCACACAGCGAGAGGAUGGCAACUCCUGCGACUUCGACUGGAGAGAAGUGGAGAUCCUCAUGUUUCUCAGUGCCAUCGUCAUGAUGAAGAACAGACGAGCCAUAACGGUGGAGCAGCAUGUGGGCAACAUCAUCCUGUUCAGCAAAGUGGCCAAUGUCAUCCUGUUCUUCAGACUGGACAUCAGGAUGGGCCUGCUCUACCUGACACUCUGCAUAGUGUUCCUGAUGACCUGUAAGCCUCCUCUGUACAUGGGACCAGAGUACAUCAAGUACUUCAGCGACAAAACCAUUGAUGAUGAGCUGGACAGAGACAGUCGUGUGACAUGGAUUGUUGAGUUUUUCGCCAACUGGUCUCCAGAGUGUCAGUCCUUCGCUUCAGUCUAUGCUGAUCUCUCUCUCAAGUAUAACUGUGCUGGCCUCAAGUUCGGCAAAGUGGACAUCGGACGUUAUGGAGAAGUUUCCAAGAAGUACAAGGUAUCAACAUCUCCUCUGUCCAAGCAGCUUCCGUCUCUGGUGUUGUUCCAGGGAGGGAAGGAGGUGAUGCGACGCCCCCAGGUGGACAAGAAGGGGAGAGCUGUAUCCUGGAGCUUCACUGAGGAGAACAUCAUCCGAGAGUUCAACCUGAACGAACUCUACCAGAAAUCCAAGAAACUCAACAAGACAAAAGAAGACAAGGUCAGCCAGUCCCAGUUCCCUCCGGUCCCCGAGGAGGAGGAACCAGACCAGCAAGGAGACAACAGUCAGAAGGAAGAGUCCGAGUCCAAGAAGGACAAAUAAGACAGUUUGUGAACGCUCAGCUUCGACCUCUGAACUGAUGAGUCCAGGUCAGCUCCUCAUCCACCUCCUCUUCGCUCUCCUCUCCUAAGUGUUCAGUUUGUUGGCUCAUGAAUCAGCACAGCACCGGUGUCAGUGUGGAUCCUGGAUCCUGAGAUCGAUGGAGAAAAUGAAUAGCCUCAGUACUUCAGCAUCUCCUCAGCACCAUUCAACACAGCCGCCCCCCCCCCCCCCCCCCCCCCCCUUUUAAACCCAGUACUCGUGCAGCUGCUGCAGCGACCUCGGCCUGUUUUCCCCCCUCCUGAACCGAACAAAGAGAACAAGCGCACACUUAGUUGGAGAAGCAACACUGAGGGACAGUAAAGUUUUGGCGUUUGGAGGAGGGUGUAAUGCUGUAACAAGCUGCACUUUAUCAGUGUGCAGGCUGGAAAUGUGCUGUGCUGACCUGUCAUGUACAUCGGGUGAUUAAAGUCGACACAGCACAUUUCUGAGGGUUAAAGCUGUGAAGUCAUUUAGGAGAGUCAGCUGAGUUCAUACUAAUUAACAAUGAGGGAGCAGUGAAUGUGAUGCUACUUUGUUGUUUUUGAUUAAUUUUUUUAUGCAGCUAAUUUAAUUCAGAGUAGAUGUUUUAUGUUUUUUUUUUUUUUUAAAUAACUUUAUGACUAACUGUAUAUUCAUUGUUAACCAAGUUCUAACUACACACACUCAGCUGUGUGUAACAUUUACAGUGUCAAACAUUCAGGUUCCUCGCGGUUUUGGUUUGAGAAGAGAGGCACGAUAUAUGGGAGCACCUGUUUUUAACAUCAACACAUCUGCCCCAAUCAGACGGUGUUACACAAGUUUACUGACAUCUGGACAGCAUCUGUAUUCAUCACAGACCAAGCUCAGCUCUACUGUCAUUCAGGCUUCUGACAAAACAUUCCAGCAAUUUUCUUUUUUUUUAUUCAGAUUCCUCCUUGUUUGUUUAUUGUUGUUGUUUUUUUAAGAUCAGUGUAUUUGCCUCUCAAACUGAGAUGAACAUGACUGUCAUAACAUAUUUAUACUGUAUGAAUAAAGAGUAGGAUUCAUCAGAGAGGCUGUGAGCUGCUGCUGCUUCUGUUUAUGGACCAGAUCAAGAGUUUCUGAGGCAUUUGAUUGAAUUCUCUUUGUGUUACUUCCUGUUCCCUAAUCAGGAUUUUUUUUUUGUAGAUUUACUUUUUAAUCACACUACUGUUUUGAUCCCUGAUUAAUUAUUUUCUUAACAAAGCUGAUUUUGGUUUGUUUAUUAACACAUAAUGUGAUUUGACCUUUUUUUUUUUUUUUUUUUUUGUCACGUUACAUUUCAUUCGAGCUGCAUUCCAAGACUUGUGUGUAUAUUUGCUCCUGUAUGUGAAAUGGAGACAUCUGCUGAAAACACCUGCCCUGUUCUGUUA